Messenger RNA from Nothobranchius furzeri (turquoise killifish), 16109 nucleotides. RefSeq names its product impact RWD domain protein (gene impact). Gene Ontology annotation, molecular function: protein binding. Gene Ontology annotation, biological process: GCN2-mediated signaling; regulation of translational initiation. Gene Ontology annotation, cellular component: cytoplasm. The record is from RefSeq and is a predicted model, not a curated record. NCBI's taxonomy places the organism in Eukaryota, Metazoa, Chordata, Actinopteri, Cyprinodontiformes, Nothobranchiidae.
CCUAGCUUUACUUUUGACCCGGAAGUAGUUUUACAAUAAGAGGUUCAUUCCAGGGUGGCAGCCCUCGUAUUUAAUUUACUCAUACCUCCUAAACAUUGACUGAUUCAUCUUUUAUUUUCCAACGUUUAUUUACAUGAUUUAAUGGCGAAUGUCGUCAACUCAGGGAAUGACGAAAACCUGCAGGCUCAAAUCGAAGAAGUCGAGGCUUUGUCUUCUAUCUAUGGAGAUGACUGGUGUGUGAUUGAUGAAGCGUCCAGAGUAUUUUGCAUCAAAAUAUCCAAUGAGCUACAACUGACAGCGUGCUUGCAGAUAAUUCUUCCAGCUGAUUAUCCAUGCGCAGCUCCGCCCAUCUAUCAGAUCAAUGCAGCGUGGCUGCGUGGCGCAGAGAGAGCAAGAUUGGCAAACAGCCUGGAAGACAUCUACGUGGAGCAUGCAGGGGAGAGCAUCCUCUACCUGUGGGUGGAAAAAAUCCGAGACUUUCUUGUGGAGAAAUCCGACAGCUCAGAAACAGCGGAUGGAUCAGAGAAAGUCAACAUGACAGCUGAGGAGGCGGUGGAGGAUGAUGAUGAUGUACCUGAUUUCAGCACUCUCAAAGACAAGACAGAAAAGUCGCACGUCUUCUUGGAUCAUGCUAAUGAUGAAGAGCUACCUCCAAUAAAACACGGCAGUGCCAUCACAGAACGACGCAGUACCUUCCAGGCUCAUUUGGCUCCUGUGGUCACUCCCAGACAGGUCAAAAUGGUUCUGGAGAAACUUUAUGAAAACAAGAAGAUUGCCAGCGCCACUCAUAACAUGUAUGCCUACAGGGAAGGAAUUAAUUUACAGCUGAUUAACUCUUGGCACCUACUCCCUUCAAGAUGGCCACCGCAGCUAAACAACCUUAACAAACGCAAAACGUCUUGGUUUAAAACUCUGGCAUGAAAGGUAGGAGUUGAUUUGCAUUCAGAGAGUUAUACCAUUUUAAUAUGUCAUGCAUUAUUCAACAUGGUUGUAAAGUCAUUCUAGGUUCAACAUUGCAAACUAAAGACUAACUAACUAACUAACUAAAGACUAACUUGAACGCGUUUCUGCACCUUGCUGACUAGAUUCCAUCUCCCAAGCUACAGCCCUGCUGCUGCUGGGGCGACGGUGGCACAGGAGUUAAGAGCUCGCCCCGUAAUCGGAAGGUUGCAGGUUCGAGCCUCGCUCAGUCUGUCGCUGUCGUUGUGUCCUUGGGCAAGACACUUAACCCACCUUGCCUGCUGGUGGUGUUCGGAGGGACCGGUGACACCUGUGUACGGCAGACUUGCCUCUGCCAUUGUGCCCCAAGGCAGCUGUGGCUACAUUGUAGCUCAUCACCACCAGGGUGUGAAUGGGUGAAUGACUGAUUGUGUUGUAAAGCACCUUGGGGGGGUUCUAGGACUCUAGAAGGCACUAAAUCAGAUACAGGCCAUUUACCAUUUGGCUCUAAAUCUGCAUCUAUACAACUCAUCUGUGGCCUUAUUGGCUGAAGUCUCCACCACUAAACAAAACAUGUCAUUUAUAAUCUCAGACUAGCCAGUGUUUAAUCUCUCUAUGGUGACCUCCCACAAAGGGAAGCAACAUUCAGAUUUCCCUUUCUGAUAACUCUUUAAGUACAAAGGCAUAUACCGAGUACUACUUUUUGUAUUUCUAAGAUGAAGUAGGAACAGUUUUGUUCCAACGUUGCUUUAUUGUGACAAGUUUGUUGAUUAGUGUUUGUUGUUAGCCUCAAGGGCAACCUGCUGGCUUCAUUAUCACUUGUACGUCACUUUGGACAAAAGCUAAAUACAUAAACAUAAAGAAAAUAAUUCUUUUAUGUCAUUUUACCAAUCACACCUAUUAGACUUCAUCUGAUCUCUUUUUCACCCCCCUAAAGUUUAAUUCAAAAACUGUAAACGGUGUAGGGUUUGGUAAAUUGAGUGCUUUAAGAGCUCAAUAUAUAUUACCUCUACUUAUGACCAAUAAGCUGUGAUACUCUAUAUAAAUAAUAUCAACCUGCUUGGUCUUUACGGUGUUUAAUCAGAAGAUUCUAGGAUUCCUUGUUUUAUUAAGGGAUUGCAAACACUUCGUUUUGAUUCAGAAAAGAGUACAGACACUUCUGCUUUUGCUCCCUUAUCUCUUUUUCCCAAGGCUCUUUAUCCUGUCUACCCACAGAGCGCGUCUCUGCAUUUCUUCUGAAAACCCCCAUUUUUUUAGAAUGGAUUUAAUUAAUUGGUCAUUCAACGCGAUUGACAAGAUUUUUUCUACGAUGAGAACGGAGGAGGUGGCUCCCACUUGCCCGCAAGGGACACACGCAGCGGGGUAUAUGCUCGAUUCCUGGAGGGAGUGGAAGAUCGUAUGCCUCUCUCAGCUGUCUAUUGAGGAUGUCGAAGAUGUGUGGAUAUUUGGCCUGAUGAUCACUGGAUUUCUUCUGAUUGGAGUGGGAGGAUAUCUGGUUUUCUGGAAAUUUGGGAAGACGGGAGCGAUUGGAGGGUGACCCGCACCCACGGAAAGCACCGCCCGUGUGGAGACCUCACAGAAUGGGACGUUACUUGAGGUGAAUCGUAAGCUGGUCAAUGUUCUAGCUGCGAUACCGGUAUUAGUGCGCAACAUGGAUGUCAUCUCGGAGAAGAUCACUGGACGGUGUGGAGAUGUUUAAAACCUGAAUUGGCUUCACUGGAGGACUUGAAUGAUCAGUUACAGACUUGAAGGCAGAGAGGAAAAUUAUCUCUGCCUGACCCAAACAAAGUCUUGUUAUCCGAAUCUGACGCCAUGGCAGCCUUGUGAAUGCCAACAACAAACCCCCACGAAGGAAUGCAGACAGAUGCUGUGAAAACCCGAACUACCCCCCCCCCCGCCUUCGGAUUGGUGGACUUCAGUCUGGCGAGGUCAUCAACCUGCAGGUGUCAAUGUGCUCUGCGCUCCUCCCAAGAUCUCCCUCCCACCUGUGGCUACAGUGGCUGAGCGCCAUGGGGCUGCUCUCGCUGGGGAAACAGGAUCCCAGCGCCCCCCCUUCCUCUCGGUGUCUCAUGUUGUGAAUUGUUGAUGUUCGUGUUUAUAUGUUUGAGGCGUAUUUUUUUGCAUAGUAAAGAUAUGCCCUGCCGGGAGUAACUCUGGUAUGCCUUUUUUCCCUCCCCCAAUUUAUCCUCAUGUAAUCCCCUUUUCAUCUAAUUAACGGUAGCGCGACUCUUGUUGCGAUUGACCACAGUACCUAUUCUUCUGUACUGAAACAAUUGCCCCUAGGAGAUGAUUAAAGUUUUUUUUAUUUGAAUUAGAAUCAUAAAAUUAAGAAUUUAUCUUUAAAACAAUUAAAACAUGACAUGUUAACUAACAUUUACUGUGAGUGGAUGGAUCUAGAUGGAGCAGGUGUAGUGUAUGGUGCCUAUGUGUGAAUGCAAUGUUAUCAGAACUUCCGUAUCUAGGAGAGCUGAGUUCUGGGUGUAAAGAAUUUGGUUUGCGCUAAGCUAAGAAGUUGAUUAUUAUCAAAAGGCAUCAGACGCUGUGUGUCUACUUCACCCGUUCUCGGAGACCCUCUUCGUGGAUCCGAAGGUCAGAGAGGUUGGAUGACCUCUGGCACCGAGGGCUGUAGAAUACCGUAGUACCGACUCUUCAGUCCAUAGAUGUCUCGGGUCAUGACAGAUGGAUGGAACCGCGCGUCUGGGACUCUUAAUUUGUCAAAACAAUAUCAGCUUUUCUGCAGCAACCGUUUGCAAUAUCAGCUUCACAGGUGCAAAAAGAUUUUGACGACGUGUCAAAAGCUUUGGUGGGUUAGAGAGGUUUUGCUUCAGAUGGCCGGUCUGAACCUUUCUCAAGAACUGAGCUGAACUGCUGAGCUGAACUGAACUGAACCGCUGAAUCACCAGAGUGAUCCAGUUUUAAAGUUCUCAUGUUAUGAUUUGUGUAGCCAACCAGAGGUUGACAAGUUGAGGAAUAUUACCAAGACAACCUCUGAAACACGCCUUCCUUGAUACCGAUGCUCUGAUCUGGGGUAAAGGACUAUCUAUGUGUCACACCUUUGACUUUACUUUACUUUGUCCUUGUGUGAGUGCAAAUGGUGAGGACCCUGUCUUAUCAACAUAUAUCAAUCACUGUAAUCAUAACAUAACAUUCAUUUCAAACUUCAAUCACUCAAGCACAGAUUAAUGAAAGCAUUUCAUUAUAUUAUAAUUAUUAUAAGUAGCAGUGAACAAACGUUUAUUUAAUGAUUAUCUAGCUUAUAAGAUUUAAAAGUUCAUCUUUAAUUUAAGAAAUCGUUCUUUGAUUUAGCAACUAAUCCGAGCUGUGAAUGUUCCUUAUUCAGAGGCAUGAAGAAUCCUGUAGGACGAUAAGGGAAGCUUGGACCUUGAGGAGAGAACAUCAUUGUUGACAAUUCAUUAUCUGUGUUCAGAGCUGCAGAGAAGCUCUGAGCUUCAGGCAGGCCGAUUUAAAGGGAACACAUGCAGUCUUGUGUCUCCAUUUUGACCAGAUGUUGAAUGGUCAAACAGUGCGUAAAAACUGACCAUUGCUGGACGUUACAACAGAAACAUUUUUGUUCUAAAAACAAAAUAGUUCAAAUCAAGGCUGAACAUUAGUGAGGUGUUUUAUUUUACUCGUUGCUAUAAAUGGCGUUCUUUUAGGCUUACAAGGUUGAUCAUGAAGAAGUGUUGUUUGCUCUAACCCGAGUCGUGCAUUUUAAUAAAACCCAUCUUUUUGGAAAAGGUCACAUCAGAUGAAGCUCCAGCUCAAGCCUGCUGUGUAAAAGUCAGCAGAUUAACACAUUUCAGUCUCAUUUUAUGGAUGUUACAAGUGUCAACAGGGGUUUUGUGGCAGAUUCUUGCAAAACAUAGAUAUGUCAUAGUUUUAUUAGUGAAACACGACCAUUUACAAUGUUUGUUAGAGUUUAGUGUUCUGCUGUCAAACAACAUCUCUUGCUUAUUCUAGCAUGAGACGGUGUGAAAAAUAGUCAAGAAAGAAACAGAAUAACAAUGUUCUCCCUCUGAAUUUGUUAUUUCUAUGAAAUCACUCAUUAUGAGUUUGGGCGUGUUGCUAAAUUGUGACCUAUAUUAGUUAUUUUUGUUAUACUUAAUUUCUUAAAUUAUUCUUAUUAAGUUGUUGUAAUUGCCAAGUCAACUGCAUGAAGAUGACAACAGAAAAGCUUUAUUACAUAAUUUUAUUAAAUUCACUAACAUUGUGCUGCACAUUGUCUUACUGUUCUUUGAUUGCUCUUCUUAUCUGUUUCAUCUCGUGUCGGCUUUACAAAGGAAACAAUCGUAAUUUUAUUCUGGUGCAAGCAUGUCUAAAGAGCAAGUUACCCUCCUACCAGAGUCUUACUCCACCCACAUUUCCAGUCCAACUUGCUUGGAACUGUUUUUUUAAAGGUGCAUGUUUAUUAACUGUUGCUAAAAGGACCUUGUUAAAAGCUUCUACUGCCUCAUCAGGGUUGUCUUUUAAGCCCUCUUUAGAAGACUCACUGUGCUGUCAAAUCAGCGUAUUACUGCAAAGGUGUGUCUUAUAAAUGCACUAUGCCGGUAUGGCGAUGCGCAAAUUUUGCGGCAUUCAUUCCACCUCACUUGGUAGUAAUAUUGCGGUAAUUGUCUGUCUCUAGAAUUCAGCUGUGCAGGCCGUACGUUUUGCUUUCUGAACAAAAUCAUGUGAGACAGCAAACUGGAGCAAUGCAAGAGCUGGAGCUGAGAUCACCAGAAACUGCACAGGGGCUGUCGAAGACAGACAGCUUUAAGUGUAGCUUGUUAAAAAUAAAACGUAAUAAGUGCGGCUUUGAUCGCAAUAAAAAGCAAAACAGACGUUUGCGACUGCGCAGAGUCUGCUCCCAUACCCCCUUUAUGCCACCUUUGAAGGAACAAUUCCAACUUGGCCAGAUCCUCAAAUAAGUUAUAAUCAUCGCCCUUGGAUACUUUUAUGUGCCGGAAUAAACAGGAAAACUUGGAAACGUGCUAUAUGACAGGAUAACAGCGUUUUGAUUGAAUAUAUUCAUUAUUAAAUAAAAGGCACUAACAUGCUAGCCUGGCCUGCCAGACUCUAAUUCUACACAGAGAACUAGUCUGGUUACUCACAGGCAGAGAGACACAUGAGGGGCGGGGCUAUCCAGCUCAAAAAUAACCACUUCUGGCUACAGCGCAAGCAUCUUUCUUUAGAGAAAAGGCUUUUAGCGCUUCCACUUGUUGUGGUGAUAAAGACAUGUCCAAGUCAUUUAGAACAGAAGAAAGAGCCACAGCGAACUCCGCCUCAAACAUCGUCUUCAUGUUUAUGAGAAACUCAGCAUUGCGGUGUGUGACGUCUGCUGCUCGGCGCUGAUUGGCUCUGUUAGAACUCUCAGGGGGUGGGGUUAUUUGAAUAGAAGGGUUUCCAGAACCAAUGCUUCCCAUAAGGAAGCGUGGGGAUGGCUGGUCAGGCCACUAAAAUGCCUAAAUAAUGACUGAACAUGUCUAUAGCACUAAUAGACACUCAUUUAUACAGUUUAUCAGUAAAAACAUCUGAUUUGGGAGUGACUUGCUUUUUAGGAGGGUGAGCAUGUAUGGGUAUUUUGCAUUAAUCUGAUCAAUCUAAAGACAGGCAUUCAAUUCAAAAAGCAACAUAAUUUAUAUUCAAAAGCUAAAGUCCAUCAGAGAAAGAGAAAAAACUUUUUAAUGGAUUAUAUGUUUCUGACAUACCUGACCCCUGACCUCUCGUUGUUAAAGCAACAGUGCACCUGAUGGCUUCUUAUUGUUAUUUUCCUCUCAUGAGACACCAAAACCUCAAGCUCUAACGAGACAAUAAUUAUUUUUGCUCAGUGCAAGUCACAAAUAACCCAUCUCUUCAAUAAUCAGACAUGUUAAACCACACUUGAUAGUUCCAGAAAUGCGGGCGUGCUUUUUUAAAUACGUGUAAAUUACUUCUUUUAAAUGUGAGCAAACUGCACCAUUGCAGCAAGGUUUGGUUGACAGCAGAAUACUCAAUUCAAUUCAGUUCAAAUAUACUUUAUUAAUCCCAGAGGGAAAUUAGAGUUUUAGUACACACAAUUCAGAGAUCAGACAUGCAUAGGCAUAGACACAUGACAAGAAUUGGUGACUGUGGUCAUUCGCAACCCUGAGUCGCGCUACCUUAAUAGAGAUCAGAGGGGAUAUAUGAGGGUUGAGUCAGGUGGAGCGAGAAAAAAAAAAGACACUUCAGAGUUACCCUCCACAGGGAGGGCAGCUUUGCUCUGCAAAAAACACCUCAGACAGAAAUGCAACAGACUUCAGACAUCACACAACAUAAGUGUCCACCAGGUGGGGUGGUGGGUUUGGGACUCCCCACACGUCAGUGCCUGCAGCCACGAUAAGCAGCGCACGUCACUUCAGUCUGGGCAGGGGGAGGGAGGUCGUUGGGGUUUGGAGGGCACAGUGACUCCUGGAAUGAUUUGGCGGCCUUCACAGCCCGCAGUCCUGCCCAGGAUAGGGAGACAGAGUUGCCAUAGCGACAGCAGCAUUCCACAUUUCUUCUGAGAGGGGAGUAAGGUGCAAAUGUACUUUUGCAAAGGCUUUUUAAACUAAAUGGUGACACAUCACCCUGAAUAGUACCUGCAAUAGAUGCACAAUACUUUGUGAAUUGUAGCAUAAGUGCUUUGUAGCAAAGUGCUGUUCUGCCUGUGGACUCUUACAUCAAAGCCGUUCAGUGUUGGUUUUCUGUUGCACAUAGAAAGUAAAAUCUGAGUCAUCUGAUGACAUUAUGCACCAAAGAUGAUGAAAUUGAGUUUUGCUUUUAGGAGCAAUAUUCUUGACAUGCUUUUAUUUUUGCCAUCACAUUAUUUCGCAUCGAAACACUCAUUUUCUCAUUCUUACCGAUGAACAUCACAAUUUUACAAGCAUAUCAAAGAAUGUGUUGUUUGAUUUAGUUAAACUCCUUUUAUGUUCCUGCUGCCCUUGUCACAACUUUUAGAGGAUUACAUGAGGUUCAAAGAUGCUAGACUGAAAAAAUACAAGUGUGUAAAACUUGCCCAAACUAUAACUCUAGCCAAAUAAACAAAUUUAUCAACUGACUUUCUAAUAAAUAAAUAAAUAAAAUCUGUAGUUUUCAUCCUUCCAGAAAUUAUAACAUUAUUUUUUUUUAGAAAUCUGUAAACUUGAUGGUCUUACCCUGUUCUGUGAUAAAAUGUAUGCAAUAAAUCAAUUUGUUUUUUAUUUUUUGCUAAGGCCGCCUCUUUGUCCCGUAAAUCCCCGUGAUAUUUGAACUGACUUAGCCAAAAGUGUUCCAAGAUCAACUUACGUUCAGAUGUUAUUCACAGAGCAAUCAUGCACAUUUGCAGAAGUAGGGUUUUUUCAUGGACAAGUUUUUAUAAUGUACCCUGCCCGGCCCAAAAAAACAGGUCAUCAUUGUAGUUGUCACCUUUUUCACACCAUCCGAGUUUGCAGGCAUGCUAACAUCUAAAACAUCUCCCCAGCCUUCAUUUGUGUCAACAGGAGAUUCAUCCCUAAAUCAAACAAAUCAGUGUUCAUGAUCUAAAACAUGCAGGAAUUGUGCUGGAAGCAAACUGCAGCGCCAAGUAUGUCAGCUCCUUUUUUCAAGUCCCAACAGAGCGGCCCACUAUGCUGAAGUUGCAAGUGGAAUAUUCUGGCCACAGGGUGCGAUGGGGCAGGGUGGCCUUUCAUUAACCCUGUAAAGGGUCUUUUUAGCACACACUGGCUCAAUAAAAUGAUUUAAAAAUAUGAAAAAGUUGCUAAGUAUCCCUUUAAAGCUCUCAAUAUAAAAGUUGUUCCAGUUGCGUCAUUUUUGACUGCUAACUAUUAACUCAGAUAGCAUACUUCUUCAUAAAAAACAACCAGUAUUUAUAUAACUUUCUUCCACAGAGAACUUUGGCUCGUUAAUCUUACUCUGCAAUCAGUCCUUUUAUUUCAGAAAGAGGCACUUGUCACUGGGCUGUGCUGUCAGAUGGCACCAUGAUUCACACACACACACCCACAUUGCACAAAAAAACUCCAAUUGUCCUUACACUUUUUGUUUCCCUGUAAUAUUGAAUGAAAGCCAGUGAGAGAUUUGUGACAAAACAAGAAAAAAAUAAAAGUAUGUCGUAAUACAAGCUUGGCGAUGACUUGGAGUCGUUCUGUCAUACUCAUCACCAGCAGAUGAGAUCCACGACUUGUGUUAAAGUUCAUAGUCAUUUAUAAGGUGACAGCAGCCAUCAGUGCCAGUGGGAGCCUAUUACGGAUAUAUAUCCCUGUGAAAUAGUGCAUUGGAUUCUUGGUGCAGAAUCUGAGAUCUACUGCAUUGAAUGCAGAUGAAUCGAGCCGUCAAAUUGUUUGAGUGUUCCUAUCAAAAAUAGUCAGCCAGUCAAAAACAAAUAUUUAUUCUUAAAUAUUCUAUACUAUUAUAGAACCGGUAAGAUUAGAGUGUUGUAGCACCACAAACUGGCUUUUAUCUCGGCUAACAAAGGAAUAAAAGCUAAAAUAACGGUGUUGUGAGGAAUAACAAAUUAUGUAGAUGUUGGUUUGAAGAGCAAUGCAGCAUAUCUGAGCUGAUAUUUGAGGUGUUUUGAUUUUACAACCUGAAGUAUUUCUGCUCACAUUCACCCCUUUCAUAUGCCUCAUUAACAAACACAGGCUAUGAAAACCAGCUGUGCUCUUUCUCCUGCCAACCAAAUAAUGAAUGCCAGGUAAAAUUAGAGAAAAAAGACUGGACAUCAUGAAGCAUUUUGUAGCUGAAGAGUCUGACAGGUGGGGCAGAAUAAAAGCAAACAGAAAAAUGAUUGUGUAAUAUCUGCGUGUAGUUCAAGGCUUUUUCUGAUCAAUGCAUUGAGAUUUACAUUCCCCACUCCCACAUCUACCACAAGACUGUGGUUGGAGAAUCCAUGUUGAUUGAUUGAUUCAUUGAUUGAUUGAUAAGAUAGUUCAGAUCUUUUGUGCUCAGGUUAAUUGGGUUUAUAAUUAAUUAUUAUCCAACGUGUUGUAGAUAACUCUGAGUAAACUGUUAGGAAAAAUAAUUAUUAUUAGUCAUUACUAGACUGAUGAGCUAAAGGUCUGAAUGAGUUCUGCCAUGUUGUUGCUUUUACUAGCCGAGGCAGGCUCUGCUCUCUCCUGGAUGCUAAAACAACAUCCAUCCCCAAGGCGAGCCAAGAUGGGUGAGUCCAUGAAUGCUAAUUUACAAUGUGACAUACAUCUGAGUGGCUUUUUCCAACCCGGACGUUUCCCUGUCUAUUUUGUAUUGGCGGCUAAUGCAGGAAGAAGGGGUAGAAGAACAUUUUCACAUUUAACCUGCAUGUGUAACUCAGUGACUGAUCCUAUUUAAAAAAUAACAAGUAAAAAUGGUUUCUCAGUGAACUUGGUCCUUAAAUCAAAGUAACAGCUAUUGCAACUUAAGUGAUGCAUUGAUCAGGAUGUUUCUAAUAAUGAGAAUGUUUCUGCCUAAAUAACCUUACAACACAGGUCCUUCUCAAAAUAUUAGCACAUCAUGAAAAAAUUCUCUAAACGAUCUAUUAACCUAAUCAUCUGAAUCAACUAAUUAACUCUAAACACCUGCAAAAGUCGUGGAGGAUGGCUGCUUAUACUGAGCCGGGAUUCUCUGGAGGUUUCUUCCUGUUAAAAGGGAGUUUUCCUCUCCACUGUCGCUUUAUGCUUGCUUAGUAUGAGGAUUGCUGUAAAGUCACUGAUUUGCUGGGUUCCUUAUAUAGGAAACAUUAUUUCUGAUUGGCUUAAUGAACUGACCUGAAUUGGAAUGUUUAUUAUGUGAAGUGCCUUGAGACGACUCUUGUCGUGAUUUGGCGCUAUAUAAAUAAACUUGAAUUGAAUUGAAUUGAAUUGAAAAGAUUCCUGAGGCUUUUAAAAACUCCCAGCCUGGUUUAUUACUCAAGAACGCAAUCAUGGGUAAGACUGCUGACCUGACUGCGGUCCAGAAGGCCAUCAUUGACACCCUCAAGCAAGAGGGUAAGACACAGAAAGACAUUUCUGAAGGAAUAGGCUGUUCCCAGAGUGCUGUAUCAAGGCACCUCAGUGGGAAGUCUGUGGGAAGGAAAAAGUGGCAGAAAAGGCUGCACAACGAGAAGAGGUGACCGGACCCUGAGGAAGAUUGUGGAGAAGGACCGAUUCCAGACCUUGGGGGACCUGUGGAAGCAGUGGACUGAGUCUGGAGUAGAAACAUCCAGAGCCACCGUGUACAGGCGUGUGCAGAAAAUGGGCUACAGGUGCCGCAUUCCCCAGGUCAAGCCACUUUUGAACCAGAAACAGCGACAGAAGCGCCUGACCUGGGCUACAGAGAAGCAGCACUGGACUGUUGCUCAGUGGUCCAAAGUACUUUUUUCGGAUGAAAGCAAAUUUUGCAUGUCAUUCGGAAAUCAAGGUGCCAGAGUCUGGAGGAAGACUGGGCAGAGGGAAAAGCCAAAAUGCCUGAAGUCCAGUGUCAAGUACCCACAGUCAGUGAUGGUCUGGGGUGCCAUGCCAGCUGCUGGUGUUGGUCCACUGUGUUUCAUCAAGGGCAGGGUCAUUGCAGCUAGCUAUCAGGAGAUUUUGGAGCACUUCAUGCUUCCAUCUGCUGAAAAGCUUUAUGGAGCUUUUUUGUGCUUUCAGCACAACCUUGCACCUGCUCACAGUGCCAACACCACUGGUAAAUGGUUUACUGACCAUGGUAUUACUGUGCUAAAUUGGCCUGCCAACUCUCCCGACCUGAACCCCGUAGAGAAUCUGUGGGAUAUUGUGAAGAGAAAGUUGAGAGACGCAAGACCCAACACUCUGGAUGAGUUUAAGGUCGAAGCAUCCUGGGCCUCCAUAACACCUCAGCAGCGCCACAGGCUGGUUGCCUCCAUGCCACGCCACACUGAAGCAGUCAUUUCUGCAAAAGGACUCCCAACCAAGUAUUGAGUGCAUAACUGAACAUAAUUAUUUCAAGGUUGACUUUUUUUGUAUUAAAAACACUUUUCUUUUAUGGGUCGGAUGAAAUAUGCUAGUUUUUUGAGAUAGGAAUUUUGGGUUUUCAUGAGCUGUGUUGGGGUUAUAGGUCAACGAAUAAUUUGUAAGCUUUUACUUACUUUUUGGAUUCUUCAAUAAAUUUGUAAAUAUGGAAAUAUUUACCGAUUUAUUAAUUAAUUAGGAUAUCUGGAGAUAUCUGCGGGGCACCAUCCCCUUCUUCAAGGGAAAAAUUCAAUCCAAAACUCUUAUCAGUCUCGACUAAACGUUCCGUGAAUCCUAACGAGCUGUUGUUGAAUUUUAUAUCACACAAACAAAUCACCUUAGACAGAAUCUUAAUUGAAUAACAUUUAUUAACUGAAUUAUCAUCACUUCACUUCAGCUCCUUCUGAAGUGUUCAGCCAACAAUAUUAACCAACUUAUUUUAUCAAAUGAAUAACAGGUAAUGAAACAAUGAAAUAAUAAUGUGAUAUAUUGAUCUGAUAUGUGUGUGUUUUAGAUUGAGUCGUCCGUCCCCCCCAACACUAAAACAAGUAUGUGUGUGUGUCCUAGAGCCCUGCACUGAAGCGCUAGGCCCUCGGGUCGAUCUAAAAUCUCAUCAUUUGAAGCUAAUUCAUCCUCUACUUCACUCAGAUCUGAAAGUCUGCUUAAAUCAAAACAAUCCGGCAGCAGCAAAUUAUUGUAUUCAGGUGUAUGGCUAACAUUGUGUGAUUGUUCUAUUUGCCUCCAAAUUUCAUCUAAAGUUUGUGGAGAUGGCAGAUCUGAAUUUAAUAGAAUUUCUUCGGCCUCAUCUGAAGGAGGAGUUUGGCAGGCUAGAAUUCAAUCUAAAGUCCCAUUAUUUGCAGCUAAUUCAUCAUCAUCCAAAUCUGAAAGUCCACUCAGAUCGAACCAGUCCGGUAGCAAAUCACAGCAUUCAGGCAUAUGACUCAUGAUACAAAGAGAAAAAAAAAACUACUAUAAACUUGAUGAAUGAAAAAAAUAAAUCCUUGGUCCUCUUCUUCUCUCUCUUUUAAUCCUCACAGAGACAGAACAUUCCCCACGAUGUUUACAAGCCCGUAGGAGAUCUGUAGAAGCAUGUAUGCCAUUUUCAUACGAUUCGUUCUUUGAAGUCAAGUGAGCCGCUGAUUCCUCCUCCGACGUAAUUCUGGGUGGAGAAAUAGAGAGAGUAUGAAUGAAUCGUCAUCUUUUAAUAAAAACUUUAUUAAACACUUUAUUCUGAUUACUUACCGGGUCUCUGUGUGGCAGCGACGGGACAGCAUGGAGCUGAGUCUUGAUCGCUGGUCACCGGUGGCUGUUCUGGCUGUGACGCCACCCCCUCGUCACAGCCGUGUUGAGGUGUGGGUGGGAUAAAGUCUUGACUUGCGGCGUAUUGCUGCGAGGGGCGUUCCUGAUCGUCUCUGUUCCCUCCCUGUCCUUCUGGAGAAAUAAGAUAUUUCUCAGCUGAAAGGGAUAUAUCACGUUAUUGAAUUGCGUUUAAAAAAUCACUUACUGAGUUCGCUAAAUGCAUCUUGCGGGCUUGGUGGCGGUGGUGGUGGUGGUGGUGUUUCACGUUCUAAUUGAGAAAGAGGGAUUUCGCCAUCCCUUUUGCUCUCGUGUCACGAGCGUGCCUGGUGAGUGGAGCGGAGGUAGGAUCCAAUCACGUGGAGGAAGAAGGCGAACAAGUAGGUCCGUUUAACAUAGGUUUAUUAAGUGCACACGCUGGACACUGAAACAAUGACACGACAUGAAACACAAAACAGACGGGGUUUAAAUACACGAGGAGCUGGAGCUAUGGUGAUUGGGAAACAAGAUGCAGGUGGGAGCAAUUAACGGAAACACAGACUAAAACAUAAGAGAAGACAGGACAGGGUGUGACAGUAACCCCCCCCCCCCACCCACCCACAAAGGGCGGAUCCCACACGCCCACAGGAACAAGGAGCAGGGUGGGAGGAGGGGGACCCGGAGGGAGGGCCCAGAGGAACCGAGGGACCACAGGAGAGGCGGCAGGGAUCAGCAGAGUCAGGGGGCCUGUGCCUGCGGCAGAAGAGGAGGCGACGAGCCCCUGGAGGCCUGCGUCUGUGGCAGAGGAGGAGACGAGGACGGACCCUUGGGGGCCUGCGUCUGUGGCAGAGGAGGAGGCAGCAACGAGCUCUCGGGGCCCGGCGUCUACGAUAGAGGAGCUCUGCAGGCUGGGCCAGUGACAAAGUCUCUGCAGGCUGGGCCAGUGACAAAGUCUCUGCAGGAUGGGCCAGUGACAAAGUCUCUGCAGGCUGGGCCAGUGACAAAGUCUCUGCAGGCUGGGCCGGAGUGACCUUCAGAACCACCAUCGGAACCGGAGACGGUGGAGACGUCAGACCAGAGGGGACGUCAUCCUCUGGACAGGAGGAAGCGUCGACCUCUGAAGUGGAACGAGCGUCGACCUCUGGACACGAGGAAGCGUCGACCUCUGGAGUGGAAUGAGCGUCGACCUCUAGGGUGAAUGAGGCGGCUUCAGAUGAGGCGGCUUCAGACGAGGCGACUUCGGAGACGGCUUCAGACAUGUCGACCCCAGAGACGACGACUUCAGAGGAGGCGUCAACUUCAGAGGAGGCGUCGACUUCAGAGGCGACGUCGACUUCAGAGGAGACGUCGACUUCGGAACAGGGUGAGGCGUCGACCCCUGGACUGGAGGCGUCGACCCCUGGACUGGAGGCGUCGACCCCUGGACUGGAGGCGUCGACCCCUGGACUGGAGGCGUCGACCCUUGGACUGGAGACGGUGUCGACUUCCAUCGGCUUCUGGUCCUCCGGCUUCUGGACCGCCGCUCUCUGAACCGCCGGCUUCUGGGCUGGUACCAUCUGCUUCUGGGCCGGAACCGGAACUGUCUGCUUCUGGGCUGAUACCGUCUGCUUCUGGGCCGGAACCAGAACCGUCUGCUUCUGGGCUGGUACUGUCUGCUCCUGGGCCCGCGCAGUCUGCUUCUGGACCCGCACCGCCGGCCUCUGGACCCCCGCUGGAACCGGCAUUGAGUAAACGGGUGGUGCUGGAGACAGGGAGCGCAGAGCGUCCAGUAGGAGCUUAUUAGAACUGGCGAUCUGUUUAAGCUGGACCAGCUCAGCCCGGAGACUGGCAAGUUCAGUCGGCUGGGUUGUGGGCGUUGCUCCACCUCCUGCAGAUGAUGGAGGAUCCGAUCGGACCGGAGGCGGGACAGCCUGUCCGACCAGGGGUGGGUCCAAGCCGCUGCGUCCAGCUGGAGCAGCGAGCAGAUCGUCCAGCUGGAGCUCAUUGAGUUCAAGGGUCUGACGAACCUGGGCCAUCUCAGCUUGGAGAAGGGCGAGCUCCACCAGCUGGGCUGCGAGCGCAGCUCCUCCACCUGCAGGCGCCGAUUCGGCCGGAGACGGGACCGCUGGUUUGACUGGGGACGUGUCCGAACUGGCGCGCCGAGCACGGCCAGCGGCGUGCUCGCAGCUCCGUCCUGAAGCGCAGGGCUGCGGUGGAUUCCGGCGUCUUUCCCCACGCCGUGGACCGACUCCGGGGGAGCAGAUAGCCAGCCUCGUGCCCUCGAAGCUGGAGCGAUCCAGGAGCGUCUCCCCAUCCAAACUCCCGUCCGGUUCCGGAAGGGUGGCGAGGAACGCCGAGGCUGACUGUCGGGGACGCCGGCGGCGGCGAGGCGGAGCUGGGGCUGGAGAGGGAGAAGCCGGCUGGUGGGUCGGGGUAAGCCACCGGAGCAGGUACUCCCAGGGAAGAAUCUCCCCGCUGGAUCCUUUAAGGGGUCAUGUCAUUCUGUCACGAGCGUGCCUGGUGAGUGGAGCGGAGGAUGGAUCCAAUCGCGGGGAGGAAGAAGGCGAACAGGUAGGUCCGUUUAACAUAGGUUUAUUAAAUACACACGCUGGACACUGAAACAAUGACACGACUUGAAACACAGAACAGACGGGGUGUUAAUACACGAGGAGCGGGAGCUAUGGUGAUUGGGAAACAAGAUGCAGGUGGGAGCAAUUAACGGAGACACAGACUAAAACAUAAGAGAAGACAGGACAGGGUGUGACAGGACGACACGACAAUUGCGGCUAAAAGAAAAAUAGAUGUGGGUAUAUUGAUGAAACAUUGGAAAAUGGAGUUUGAGUCAAUUCUUCCACUUACCUGACAUCACGGUGUGCUUCAGAUAAUGAGAUCCGAGACAGUUUUUCCCAUUACAGUUAUACGGUCUUAUAAAAAAAAAAUCUUGAAUGGAAACGACGCGAUUGGUCAAGGUUGAUGUUUAAAACACUUUUUAAAACAUCACAAUGAAUUCCAUUACCAAUGUUCGUGUCUGUCAUUUGAUCUGUG